UGCUGCUAGCUUUUCAAAGCCCAAAAAUCAACCAAGCACAAAACGCUUAUGCGCCUCUACUACAUCGCGUUUCUUGUAGCUGCUACUUUCCUCGCCACUACCACCUCCGGCCAGGCAAAAAACAAGGAGAUCGACUCACUUCGUGCGUCUGCCGUCUCGGAGUCGGACAUCCCCAUCAAGCGUUUUCUGCGCAAGAGGGAGACUACGCAUAAUGACGAUGACGAGAGAGCUUUCAACGUCAAGGUGCCCGUGAAAGUGAAGAAGUUUGGCGGCAAGUUGAAGAGACUGUCAGUUUACAAUGUGUUUCUUGUGUUGGCACGGAAGGAUCCCCAAUGGGUCAAGGAGCACUUUCCUCAGUACUUCGAAGGCUUUCGGAAAUUCUAUAACAACAGAAUGACUGAUUGGGGUAAGUAUGGGUAGGCAUUGCUGGUGGGCGUUUGUUUCUUCUUGUGAGUCAUGUAAUGUAAUGAGAUACAAUAGUUUCUUACAGCUUCGAGUUAUUGCCGA
This is a messenger RNA of Phytophthora nicotianae INRA-310, 507 nucleotides long. RefSeq lists its product as hypothetical. The transcript has a single exon. The record is from RefSeq and is a predicted model, not a curated record. Lineage: Eukaryota; Oomycota; Peronosporomycetes; Peronosporales; Peronosporaceae. Bases 49 to 420 code for a protein of 123 amino acids.